Molecule: messenger RNA, 4870 nt
Organism: Toxotes jaculatrix (banded archerfish)
Lineage: Eukaryota; Metazoa; Chordata; Actinopteri; Toxotidae
Gene: rbl2
Product: retinoblastoma-like 2 (p130)
Exons: 22
Coding region: 206-3448 (1080 amino acids)
Biological process (GO): regulation of transcription by RNA polymerase II; cell differentiation; negative regulation of G1/S transition of mitotic cell cycle
Cellular component (GO): nucleus; transcription regulator complex; chromatin
Molecular function (GO): RNA polymerase II transcription regulatory region sequence-specific DNA binding
Source: RefSeq, a predicted model, not a curated record
GGCGUUUACGCAGAAUCGUGCCUGUCAAAGGACAUUUAAAUGGCCACACGGUACAGAGUCGUAUACGUUACAGCACCGUAAUAACAGUGUUACGGUGAUAUUCUGGCACCCAGCUGCGCAAACACCGUCCGUUCUCCUCGCCGGGGUCGUUCUUCAUCACGUAAACCCGCGUUUUGUUCCCCAAGUUUGUUCGGAAAGUCAGAAAAUGAGCGACGAGGACGAGUUUUUACAGAAAGCCCGAGCGGGGUUUGAAGAUCUCUGUAGGGCUCUGAAUAUGGACGAAGAGGCGAGUAACGAAGCGUGGAAGUCCUACGAAAACAUCAGCAGGAAUUUUACUCUGGAGGGCAGUGAGCUGCACUGGCUGGCCUGUGCUCUCUACGUGGCCUGCAGAUCCUCUGUGCCAACGGUGGGGAAAAGCACCGUAGAGGGGAACUACGUCUCUCUGACCAGAAUCCUACGCUGCUCGGAAAUGAGCCUGAUUGAGUUUUUUAACAAGUUGAAGAAGUGGCAGGACAUGACCAGCCUGCCGCAGGUUUUCCGUCAGAACACAGAGAAGUUAGAGAGAAACUUCACAGUGUCAGCUGUCAUCUUCAAGAAGUACGUUCCCAUCUUUAAAGCCAUCUUCAAGGCCCCAUCUGAAGAGCCGCCCCGAGUUCACCGCAGCCGCAAACAGAGACGCCAUCCUUGCACUGUGACAGAGGUCUUCAACUUCUGCUGGGUCUUGUUUGUCCAUGCUAAAGGGAACUUCCCCAUGAUCAGCGAUGACCUGGUGAACUCGUAUCAUCUGCUGCUGUGUGCUCUGGACCUGGUCUUCACCAACGCUCUGCUGUGCAACGCCAGGAAAGACCUGCUCAACCUGAACUUCAGAGGUCUACCAGAGGACUUCAGCAGUAAAGAUUACAGACCAUCCUCAGGUCCAUACUGCUUCAUAGAGCAGCUGUGUGAGCUGCAUGAUGGGCUGGUGCUGGAGGCCAAGGGAGUCAAAGAACACUUCUGGAAACCCUUCAUCAAGAAACUCUUCCACAAGAGGAUUCUCAGAGGAAAAGAGGACAGUUUGACCGGAUUUCUGGAUCCCAUGAACUUCGGAGACAGUUUUUUGUCUCUCAGUCGGGUGUAUGAGGAACAUGUUCUGGCCACUGGCAGUCUGGAUGAGAGGAUCUUCACCAGUGAGGGGGCAAGUGAGGAGAUCGGCACCCCGGGGCCCUGCCUCUGUGAGGGGGUGGAGAACCAAGACAGGGUCACCUACAGGCUUCACACUAACCUCACGGCUUCAGCACUGAAGGUUUCCACUCCUCUGACUGGCAGGAAGUACGUUCAGGAGAACAGCCUGGCAUCUCCGGUCUCAUCUGCCAUGAAGAGCGUCGGACGUCUUCACACUCUGCUGUCAGGAACCAAACAGGGUCCGAGCCCUAAACUAACAGAAACUCUCAGGACGUGUGCCAGAGACCCCACUGAUGUCAUCAGUAAGCGCCUGAGGGACAUGUUUGAUCUCUUCUCUCAACAUUACGAGGACAGCGAUGCAGAGAACAGGGGGAUGGGGAAAGACAUGGCUGUGAAGUAUUUCCAUCUGGCAGAGGCGCUCUACUACAGGAUCCUGGAGUCCAUCAUUGAGAGAGAAAAGAUGAUACUGGGAGACGCUGACCUGUCUUGUAUUCUGGAGCAGGACGUCUUCCACCGCUCCCUGGUGGCCUGCUGUUUGGAGAUUGUCGUCUUCUCCUACAGACCUCCAGGAGAUUUCCCCAGCAUGAUCUCCAUCUUCCAGCUGCCUGCUUAUCACUUCUACAAGGUGAUUGAGGUAUUGGUGCGGUCGGAGCAGGGUCUGUUUCGGGAGGUGGUGAAGCACCUGAACCAGGUGGAGGAGCAGGUUCUGGAGAGUCUUGCCUGGACAAGCGGCUCUCCUCUGUGGGAGAGUCUCCAUGGGUCCAAAGACCACGUCCCUGCCUGUCAGGAGGUGAUGCCUCCUCAGUAUCUGGAACAAAAUGAUGAAGGCAGCACCGGCAGCGUUCCCAUCACACCCGUCAACCAUGGACCUGAGCUCAACACCAGCAGCACUGUCAAAGGGGUGUCCCCCUCCCCCACCACUCUGCUGGACCGUUACAGCUCUCCCACCGGACCAGCUCGCCGCCGUUUGUUUGUGGACCCGGUGGACGGUGAGACCGGAGUCAGCUCCGCCAGCACCAGUACCACCUGCACAACACCAGCCAAUGUGACCAAGACCGGACAGGCCAGCCUAGUCACAGCCAUCCCAGCUGGGCAGACUGUGGUCACCAUGGCAACGGCCACCGUUACUGCCAACAACGGGCAGACAGUCACCAUACCUGUGCAGGGUAUAGCCAACGAGAGCGGAGGAAUCACCUUCAUCCCAGUCCAGGUGAGUGUGACCGGACAGGGAGGAGCCACGCUGCAGCCGUUGUCCGCCCAGACUUUGACCGGCACCCUCACGGUCCAAUCAGCUGUCACCAAACCAGCUGCCAAACCAGCGAGCAGCCCCCUGAGGAAAGGCUCCCUGUCCCUGUUCUUCAGGAAGGUGUACCACCUGGCCAGCGUUCGUCUGAGAGAUCUUUGUGCCAAACUGGACAUCUCGUCAGAGCUGAGGAGGAAGAUCUGGACCUGUUUUGAAUAUUCUCUGGUCCAUUGUACUGACCUGAUGAUGGACCGUCACCUGGACCAGCUCCUCAUGUGCGCUGUUUACGUCAUGGCAAAGGUGACCAAAGAGGACAGAUCGUUUCAGAACAUCAUGAAGUGUUACCGCACUCAGCCUCAGGCCAGCAGCAACGUCUACAGGAGUGUGUUGAUCUCGGGGAGGAGGAGUUGCUCCGGCAGCAACGAUGCAAACAAACAGAACUCAGCCACGGACUCCAGCCUGGAUCCAGCAGGUGGAGACAACAGUCCAGUUCCUAUUCGCUCCAGCAGCACCUUGCCAGCCCCCCAGCCUGGCAGUGCCCCCUCCACACCCACCAACACCUCCUACAAGAACACCUCCUCCUCCACUGUGGGUGACGGAGAGGAGGAGCGAGGAGACCUGAUCCACUUCUACAACAAUGUUUACGUCAAACAGAUGAGACUGUUCGCUCUGAAAUACUCACCUAACUCGCCCUCUGCAGGGGUGGAGUCCCCCUCUCUGUGUCCAUAUCCCACCCUGAGGAUGGGGUCUCCUCGUCGGAUGCUUCUGUCCAGCAAACACUCCAUUUACAUCUCACCUCACAAGACGGGCUUCACCCCCACAUCAACAACCCCCCGAGACAAGAUUUCUUACUACAUCUGCAGCAGCCCACCCAACCGUCUGCAGGAGAUCAACAGUAUGAUCCGGACCGGGGAGACCCCCUCCAGGAAGCGCAGCAUGGCUCUGGAGGACGAGACGUCCCCCAAGAGGGUUUGUCCUGACAAUCACUCCGCCCUGCUCCGCCGCCUGCAGGACGUCGCCAACGACCGCAGCUCCUCUCACUGAGAUCACACACACACACACACACACAGACAGACAGACAGACUGCACCAUCACAGUCACACAUGGUUACAGACUUUCAGGAGCGUUUAGGGUUCAGUUCAUUGAACUUUUAACUAAUGACUCUCCAGCCAUGCGUCUAAUAUAGACUCUGUGAACAUCUGGAUCCAGACUGAACAGGUGGAGUGAAUACAGCAAACAGAGCCUGGUUCACUGUUCACAUGAAAACCUAAAUACAGACUGAAAAAUCGUGAACUUGUCCAUUAAAUAGGUUCAAACAAAGCAGACAAGCUGCUCGUCAACCAAAAUCUGAGGACGUAUUGUGAAGUUCUGUAAAACCUUCACUGAAAAUGACCAAAAUGGCAUCAGAAAAAAAGAGAUUUCUCACUGUUGUUUUAAAAAGUUGUUCAUUCUGAUGUUUCCAGAUGUUUGUCUGUGUGCUUCCAGUGAGUUCCAGAGGUUUUCAAACGGAGGAAGGGGUGAGUCAGAGAAGCUGUGCAGGUGAAAGGGACAGGUGCAUGCAGGUGCUGUCCAAGUGACAGGAAGUUAGUUGUCGUAGUUUGGCGGCUGAUUUCACUGAGAUGUGUCAUGGAUGACGGAGGAGCUGAAGGUUCUGAAGCUGCUUCUUCUCAGAGCCUUCAGUCACACUUAACAUCUGUGGGUCAAAUCACAGCUGAUUCAGCAGCUCUUCAUGGCAACAUUAUCCUCUUCACACCUCCCAAGGCAUUAUGGGAAGUGUAUGAGCAGGAUAACCCCGUGAACAGACAUGUUAGUGCUUGAAAACGGGUUUGAACCAAUAAUCAUCGAGAAGCUGUCGAUGAGUCGUCAAACGUUUCAUCUGCAGCACAAACCGUGUGAAGAGGACAAACUCCGUUUCUUGUUUUCUCUCAUUUUACUGUUGAUCAUUUUAUGCUGAAGGUUUGAUGAAGAAGCUAAAGCUCGGUGUUGUCUUCCUGCACUCGUGUGUUUCUGAUGCUGUAUUUGACAUUUUUCUUUGUGUUUUUUUAACUUUUCUCUCUUAAAAUAAUGAACUGAUAGUUUCCAUGUUUUAUACCAUACUAAUCACAAAAAUCUGAUUUAAAUCCCGUCGUAUUUAACCGUCAGUUUACAGGUAUGAAGAGUUUCUUCUCAACAAACACAUUCAUCCAUCAUGAAAAUUGCUCACUGAUCUUUGUCAUUUAUCAGUUAAACUGUGAUAAACGUUUGUUUAUCUCUUCAUAUCAUCAUGUGUUUUAGUCCACAUGAUGAGAUGUGUACAUAUCUGUAAAAAAGAAGAAAACCUAUUUUAUGGAGGUUGAUGUAAGUUAAGUGCCUUUAUUUUUUACUCCUGAAUCUGUUUGUUUGUUUACACCCAACAAACUUUACCUUUAUUAGAUUUUCUUCAUUGUAAAACAAAAGAAACCUGAUAAUAAAAAAAAGCUGACCUGG